UCCAAAGCUUGGAGCGAAGCCAAUCUGCACACGCAGCUCCUGGGAGAGAGGCUGGAGGAGCUAAUUACCGUGGGGGGGUUAAUUGCACCCCGUGCCAGAAAGCGGAAGGGUCGCUCCGGGAUCGGGGAGGCUGCGGGCGACCGCGGAGAGAGAGCUGGGAGCCGAGGGAGCGGCGAAGGUUUGGGGUUAGAGGCUGGCUCCACACAAAGGAGCGAGCGGCUGGAAGCCGGUUCGACGCCGAGAGCCAAUCGCUGCUGCGGCCCCGCGAUAAAAGGGCUCGGAGCCGGCGCUGCGAGCGCAGGAAGCGGCUCCGCUCCACGGCCGCGGCCUCUGCGGCGGGACACCGGGCGGCAGAGCCCCGGGCACGGCUCGGCACGGCACGGCACGGCACAGCUCGGCACGGCCCCGCCCUGCCUGCGGACCCUCCUGCUCGGCGGUGCUGCAAGAGGUCUGUCUUUGACACUUCCGCAGGCAGCAUCGACCCACGGACUCGGAGCUCAGGAUUAAAUAGACAGAGAGGGGAAAGGAAGCAUGUUCCAGGCCACGGGAGCCGCCAGCCCAGCCCCAGCUCAUGAGGCCAAAAGCAGCUCAGGAGGCAGCACAGUGCAGCGCUCCAAGUCCUUCAGCCUGAAGGCACAGGUGAAGGAGAUGUGCACUGCCUGCCAGAAAACCGUGUAUCCCAUGGAGCGGCUGGUGGCCGAUAAAUUCGUCUUCCACAACUCCUGCUUCUGCUGCAAGCACUGCCACACCAAGCUCAGCCUGGGCAGCUACGCUGCGCUCCACGGGGAAUUCUACUGCAAGCCCCACUUCCAGCAGCUCUUCAAGAGUAAAGGCAACUACGAUGAAGGCUUCGGGCGCAAGCAGCACAAGGAGCUGUGGGUGCACAAGGAGGUGGAGAGCGGGACCAAGUCGGCGUGAGCGGGGCCAGCCCCGCUCCCGGAGCCCCGCGGAGCCGGAGGAGCUGAGCUGGGCUAACUGAGCUGAUGUAGAGCAGGACCUGGGGCAGGGGAGAGGGGGAGCCCCCUCUUUGGAGGGUGCUCAGAGGGGUCCUGCAGGCCGUAAGGACAGGGCAGAGGUGACCAGGGUGCAGCCCCCCCAGACCUGAAGCCCUCUCUCUGCAGGCCCCUCUCCCCAGUGAGAUCAGAGCAGAAGCAACUGCCCCCAUGGGACCCCCAGCCCUGUUGAUCCAUUUCAGGCCUGUCACCAUGGAAAAGGGAUGAGCUGGGGGGGCUUAUCCAGCUUGUGAGCCACUGCAGAGCUCCCGGCUCCGCCACACCAGCCCUGCACUGCUGGGGCUCUGGAUAAGGAGGGUCCUUGGUUUACAUCAGCUCAGUUCAGCUGGGAUGGUUCAGCCUUAAGGAUGUUGCCCUGCCACGGUUUAACAGUGUCUGUUUUUUAUAUUUGCCUUCCACUGGUACGUUCUGCGCUGGAGCCUCGCGGCAGCUUCACCUGCGCGCCUUUAUUUUUGUAAUACAAGGUUUCCCAGCCUUC
Vidua chalybeata is the source of this 1491-nucleotide messenger RNA. It is a transcript of the gene LIMD2, whose product is annotated as LIM domain containing 2. Gene Ontology annotation, molecular function: actin filament binding. The transcript is spliced from 5 exons. Gene Ontology annotation, biological process: actin filament bundle assembly. Bases 532 to 918 code for a protein of 128 amino acids. The record is from RefSeq and is a predicted model, not a curated record. NCBI's taxonomy places the organism in Eukaryota, Metazoa, Chordata, Aves, Passeriformes, Viduidae. Gene Ontology annotation, cellular component: plasma membrane; actin cytoskeleton.